AUGGCUAUCCAAACUUUCAUAUUUUUUGACUUGGAAACCACAGGAUUACCGGGACAGGAAAAGAAUCAAACAAAGAUAACGGAGCUAACAUUCCUAGCUGUAUUGCGAAGGGAUAUUGAAAGAGUUAAUAAUUGUACCUUACCACCUAUUAGCAAACUCUCAUUUCUUUUUAAUCCUAGAAGAAAUAUUCAAUGGGAGGUGGUGAAGAUCACAGGGCUAUCAAACGACUUUUUAUGUAAUCAACCUAUUUUUAAAGAUAAAAUAAAGUGUAUUAACGAAUUUCUUGAAUUACCAAAGCCAGUGUGUCUUGUUGCUCAUAAUGGUGACAGGUUUGAUUUUAAAAUAUUAAACACUGAAUAUGCUGAUGUUGAAGCCUCAUUACCUGAUGACUUACUUUGCAUUGAUUCAAUGAAAGCUUUUAGAGAAAUAUUAAAAAAUUGUCAAAGUUUAUCACCAAAUGCUAUUACACCACAUAAUCACACACAAGAAACGCUUGAUUGGCCUGAACUAGAUAUUACUCCCGAGGAAUGGACAGAAAUUGAUCAGUUGUCAGAAUCUUUUACAAAAUUAACAAGUACUCCAAAGAAGAUUGAAUUGAAACCAUUAAAAAGUUAUGCUCUAUCAUAUUUAUACAAUUUUUUUGUGAAAAAAGAACCUAAAGAAUGCCACAGAGCAGAAGCGGAUUGUUUUAUGCUGUUAGAAUGUGUUCUGGCAAUUAAACAAGAAUUUCUACAUUGGGCUGAUAAAAAUUAUAAAUACAUUAAAGAGAUAAAGCCUUUAUCUAGAAAA
This is a messenger RNA of Brenthis ino (lesser marbled fritillary), 789 nucleotides long. Lineage: Eukaryota; Metazoa; Arthropoda; Insecta; Lepidoptera; Nymphalidae. The record is from the annotation of a GenBank genome assembly.